CUCGGAGCCGCUGCUGUGGAACAGUGUGUGUGUGUGUGUAUGAAGUCUCUGUGUGGAUUAACGGAUGGAGCGUCUGACGCUGCUGCUCAGCCUCGCGGCACUCAGCACCACCCCAACACCAACACACAGCUAUCAGUGUAAUGGGCCGCUGGUCUCAGGUCUGCCGCCCACAGCCUUCCACAGCUCCUCCGUCUCCUCAGACAGCCAGUCGCCCCACUACGCCAAGCUCAACAGACGGGACGGAGGUGGAGGCUGGACGCCGGAGCGCACGGAUCGUCUGCGCUGGUUGCAGGUUGACCUGCGGGAGAGGGUAGAGGUCACUGCAGUGGCCACACAGGGCCGUUUCGGGAGCUCUGAUUGGGUGUCCAGCUAUGCGCUGCAGUACAGCGAUGCAGGACGAGCCUGGAAACAGUACAGGCUGGACGACAGCACUGGGACCUUCCCAGGGAACGCAAAUGCAGAUGGAGUCGUCCACCAUAAACUGUCCCACUCCAUCAGAACACGCUACCUGCGUUUCCUGCCCCUGGGCUGGAGCGCUGAGGGCUGGAUCGGACUGAGAGUGGAAGUCUACGGCUGCUCCUACAAGUCGGACGUGGCGGACUUUGACGGCCGGAGUUCUCUGCUGUACCGGUUUAAUCAGAAGUCUAUGAGCACGGUGAAGGAUGUCAUCUCGCUGCAGUUUAAGAGUCAGCGGGCGGAUGGGGUUCUGGUCCACGGCGAGGGUCAGCGGGGGGAUUAUAUCACGCUGGAGCUUCACCAGGGCAGCCUGGCUCUACACAUCAACCUGGAUGAUGCAAAAAUGCACCCGAGCAGUGGUCAUGUGUCCGUGUCUCUGGGCAGUCUGCUGGAUGACCAGCACUGGCACUCUGUCCUGAUCGAGCGCUUUAACAAACAGAUCAACUUCACAGUGGACAGACUGACCCGGCACAUUCGGACAGGAGGGCUGGGGGACUCACUAGAGGUUGAUUAUGAGCUCAGCUUUGGAGGAAUCCCUUUGCCUGGAAAACCAGGAACGUUUCUGCGGAAGAACUUCCACGGAUGUAUGGAGAACCUCUACUACAAUGGGGUGAACAUCAUUGACCUGGCCAAGCGCAAGAAACCCCAAAUUUACAGUGUGGGCAACGUGACCUUCUCCUGCUCUGAGCCCACAGCGGUGUCAGCCACCUUCCUGAGCUCCAGCAGCAGCUUCCUGCAGCUCCCGGCGGACCCUGCUGCGGAGGGGGCAGAGGGCGAGGGUGUGUCCGGCAGGUGGUCGGCCGGGUUUCACUUUCGGACGUGGAACAGAGACGGGCUGCUGCUGUGGAGUGGCCUGCAGCGGUCCGAGAGACUGCUGCUGCUGCUCGCUGACGGACAGCUCCGCCUUACGCACUACAGAUCAGCUGUACAGAGCGCCGAGAUAACAGUCGGUCAGGGUCUGAGUAAUGGUCAGUGGCACUCCAUACUGGUCAGUCUUAAUGGCCUCCAGGCAUCUGUCUCUGUGGACAAUGAGCCAGCUUCCAGCAUGCUGCUUGGAGAUCAUGCUCAGCUUGGGAGCACUGUGCUGAUUGGAGGAUGUCCAGCAGCAAUGGCCAAUCAGGGCUGCCGGAACCCCACGCUGGCCUUUCAAGGCUGCAUGCGUACCAUCAUCAUCAACAACCAUCCAGUCGACUUGUACCGUGUGCAGCAAGGCAUUCUUGGUAACUACAGCGAGCUCCAAAUUGACAUCUGUGGCAUCCGGGACAGGUGUUUGCCCAAUUACUGUGAGCACGAUGGCGAGUGCUCACAGUCCUGGAGCAACUUCCACUGUGACUGCUCGGGGACGGGCUACACUGGAGCUACCUGCCAUAACUCCAUCUUUGAACCAUCGUGUGAGGCUCACCGGCUGACAGGAAGCGCCUCGGGAUUCUUCUCCAUCGAUCCAGACGGCAGCGGCCCACUCAAGCCCACCGUCGUCUACUGCAACAUGACCGAGGAGAAGGUCUGGAUGGUCGUGGGUCACAACGGCUCCGCGCCGGUCAGUGUUAAAGGCUCGUCUCUGCAGAAGCCGCACGUCAUGAAGCUGAACUACAGCGCCACCUUGCAGCAGCUCAGCACACUGCUGCACCGCGCAGAGCACUGCCAGCAGGAAGUGCUGUACCGCUGUAGGAAGUCCCGCCUCUUCAACACCUGGGAUGGAACCCCCUUGUCCUGGUGGUUGGAUAGAGGAGGUGAGAGGAGAACAUACUGGGGUGGUUUCCUGCCUGGAGUUCAGCAGUGCUCCUGCAGCCUGGCAGAAAACUGCAUAGACAUGAACUACUUCUGCAACUGUGAUGCAGACAGGAACUCAUGGGAGAAUGACACCGGACUUUUGUCCUAUAAGGAUCACCUCCCAGUAACGGAGAUUGUGGUUGGAGAUACGAAUCGGACGGGUUCAGAAGCUGUUUACAAAGUGGGUCCUCUGCAGUGCUAUGGCGACAGGUUUCUGUGGAAUUCGGCUUCGUUCUAUCAGGAGUCGUCCUACCUCCACUUCCCCACGUUGCAGGCUGAGCUCAGCAUGGACAUCUCCUUUUACUUUAAAACCACAGCGCCCUCUGGAGUCUUCCUGGAGAACCUCGGAGUCAAACACUUUGUCCGGGUGGAACUGAGCGGUCCGUCAGUGGUGACGUUUGCGUUUGAGGUGGGGAACGGGCCGGUGGUGCUCACGGUGAAGUCCCACAUCCCGCUGAACGAUAAGCAGUGGCACUACGUCCGAGCGGAGAGGAACGUGAAGGAGGCGUCGCUGCAGGUGGACCAGCUGCCCCUGCGCUUCCUGGAGGCGCCGUCCGAUGGCCACAACCGGCUGCAGCUCAACGGCCAGCUGUUUAUCGGUGGAACCGCCUCCAGGCAGAAGGGAUUUCUGGGAUGUAUCAGGGCAUUAAAUGUUAACGGAUUGACCCUAGACCUUGAUGAGCGAGCGAAGAUGACUCCAGGGGUCAGCUCAGGCUGUCCGGGUCACUGCAGCAGCCAGAACCGACUGUGCCACAACCGUGGCCGCUGCAUUGAGAAGAGCAGUGGAUACGUGUGUGACUGCACGCACUCAGCGUACGGAGGACCGCACUGCCAGAAAGAGGUGUCUGUGUCGUUUGAGAGCGGGACAUCGGUGACCUACACCUUCCAAGAGCCGUUCUCUGUGAUGCGCAACAAGAGCAGGCAGUCGUCGGCCAUCUACGCCCAGAGCAGCAAGUCCCGAGAGAACGUGGCCUUCCGCUUCCUCACCACGAAGGCACCGGCCAUGCUGAUGACCGUCACCACCUACCAUCAGCAGUACAUGGCCGUCAUUCUUGCCCACAACGGGAGUCUGCAGAUCUGGUACCAACUGAACAGAGAGAAGCAGCCGGAUGUGUUCACGCCCACUCAACACAGCCUGGCCAAUGGGAAGCUCCACAGGAUACAGCUGCACCGAGAGGGGAGGGACAUGUACGUUCAGGUGGACAAGGACAUCAACCAGAAAUACAGGCUCUCCACAGAUAGAGAGCUAAACAUGAUCAGGUCGUUGACAUUGGGCAAAGUCACAGGUCGAGCAGGUGUGGACGAGGAGGUGCUCCAGGCCGGAUCGAGAGGUUUCAUUGGCUGCCUGUCAUCCGUCCAGUUUAAUCACCUGGCUCCUCUGAAAGCAGCUAUACUGAACAGGGGGAGCUCACUGGUCAGCGUGCUCGGCAAUCUGGUGGAGUCCAACUGUGGGGAGCUGGCGGAUAAAUCCUCCUCACGCUCACUAUCAGACCACACAGAUGGAGAGAACAGAGGAAAGGAGCGCCUGAAGAAUUCGGAGCAGAGUGACUCGGCUGUAAUUGGAGGUUUAAUAGCUGCCCUGGUCCUCGUCGCGCUCUCCGUUUUGGCAGUCAUGCUGCGUUUUCUGUAUCGCUACAGGCUCCAGCACUCCCAGCAGACCCCGUCAGUGAAGGAGAAAGACCACCCGUCUCAGCCGGAGCUUAACUACCGCACACAGCUCAGCCUGCACAGCUCCAUCAGGGACAGCAGGAAAGAGUACUUCAUAUGACCUCUGUGAUCUUCAGCCUCCUAACCCCUCACCAACUGACCCUGUGGUCAGGUAGGAGGGGGCAGGAGUCUGGCCAAAUCUGCAGGACACAGGCAGCGACCUUCACCCUCCGUGCUCACUCAAGCUGUGCUUUUGUGCCCUCUGUAGAUAGCAGAUUUGUGUGGAUGAGGACACAGCCGACACUGAACUGCAAGGGUCUGCUAAUGUAAUGGAGGAUAAAAGACCCCUGUAUCCAUGGCAACAAGUCUGCAGUGACCUUUAACCUCCUUCCCAACGUAUUUGGCCUAAUUAGGCUGUGUUUCAAGGCAUUUAUGGGCAGCAGGCAGGCCAAAUUGUGUGCACUGGGACAAAGCCAAGGCUCUGAACUGCUAAUUCAGUGCAGGAUGGAGUCACUGUUAUAGAUAUCAGACAGCAAGCAGGGUUUGUGUGAAUUGGGUCGCAGCCGACAUCUCCACUGCAAGGGCCUGCGCAUGCAGGGAAGGACAAAAGACCCCUGUAUCCAUGUCAAUGGAGGAAUCAAGUCUGCAGUGACCUUUAACCAACCUCCCUCAUCCAUCCAGUCCAAUUAAGGCUGUGUUUCAAGGCAUCUAGUGAGGUUUAUGCUCUAUGGUUUGGGUGCAGCCAAUCCUGGGGACUGCUUGGGCAAUGGAGCAAACAACCUCUGAGGAAUCAAGGCCUCAACCCUCCCCUCCCACUCUGUGCUUCUGUGCCCUCUGUAGGUAGCAGGUAGCAGAUUUGUGUUGAUUGGGACGCAGUCAACCCUGAACUGUGAGGGUCUGUUGAAGUAAUGGAGAACAAAAGCCCCCUGUGUCUAUUACAAGGGAGGAAUUAAGUCUGCAGUGACCUCUAACCACCAUCUCCCAUGCGUCCAGCCCAAUUAGGCUGUGUUUGAAAGCGUCAGGGCUGCAAAUUGUGGCCGACUGUGUGGAUUGGGACACAGCCGAGGCUCUGAACUGCCGAUUUGGUGGGGGGGGACAAAGCCACUGUUUCAGCCUAAUCAAAGCUCGUUUCUGGUCUUUAGACAGCAGACAGCAGGAAGGGUUUGGGUGGAUUGGGACGCAGCCGACACUGGGAUCUGCUAAAGCAAUGGAGUGCAGAACCUCUGAAGAUGCAGAGCUCCCCACAGGACUUUUAACCUCCACGCUGUGUUUUUGUUCCCUGUGUAGUUAGCAGUUAGCAGGUGGGACCAAUUAGUGUGGAUUGGAACACUGCCGACACUCAACUGCAGUGCGCUGCUAAUUCAGUGGAGGGCAAAACCCGCUGUUUCAGCUCACCAAGCUACGUUCAACCCAGUCAAGCUGUGUUUUUGUGCCCAGUGUAGAUGACAGGUUACAAGUUGGGAUAAAUGUGUGGAUUGGGGCGCAGCCAACCCUGAACUGCGACCUGCUAAUUCAACACAGGACAAAGCAACUAUAUUGAUGUCAAGGGAUGAAUCAAGGCAAACCUGUUAACUGGCUCUAUGACCUUCAAAUCUAGUCCUUAAAGGCCUCCAAUGGUUCCUGACCGUCGGAUUACUGUGUGUGGAUCCUGCGGGCAGGGAGUUACAUUUGCUGAAGGCCCAUGGCCAGUUUGUGGCCAGUAUGUGGCUGCUGGACGUUUGAUGCAGUUAUUCCCCAUCAUAGCUGGCACAAAGGAUUAUCCUCUGCUUUUCAGAAGAUCAGUGGCUUGGAUCUAUUCAGCUUUAUUGGGCUUUGGCCACUAGGGGGCUCUGUGAGCAUGAUUGCCAAUACAACUUGACAAAAAUACAACUAUGUUGAUGGAUUUGUCAUUUUAGGUUAUUCAUACUUUCACGGCGAGCUUUGGUUUACACUGUUUACACUACGCUACCUUUAUGAUUUGCUCGCAAUCACAAAUAUCACUGCUGUCAGUCAUGUUCACUCUACUCAGCUCAGUGUGACUGUCGGACGACGCCGAACAGAAAAAUAUGAAAUAUGACAUGUUUAAUGAGAAAAUAUGAGGAAUGUUAAGUAACAUUUUCUACUUUCCUGCUUAAUUAAGUAUUUAACUAGUUAUGCAAUAACAUUUACAUUCUGUAUCGACAGGUUAAAUAUCUGCCCUGUGUUUAUAUAAUCAAGGCAUAUUGCAGUUUUGAUGUAUACAGUUGUAUGCAAAUGUUUGGCCGUGACUGACAAAUUGUAGGUUGUCCAGUCUUUUGCAUAUAUAGAUCCACCCCAUGCUUAACAAUUAACACGGAGUUCCUUUUAUCAAAUGCUAUACUAUAGACAUAAGUAUGCGAAACAUCAUCUGUUAAUGAAAGGAUCUUGGUUAAAUUAAGCAUGGGGGGUGGAUCUGUAUGCAAAAGACUGGACACCCUACUAACUCACUACUUAGCAACACCCCUUUUGGUAGUUAUCACAGAUUGGAAACACUUGGAGAAUAUUCCUGUUUCUCGGGCCAUCUUGCGUGCCCAGCAAACUGGCUGCCAGACAACACAAAGCUUAAACCCGAUGCUUAACAGUUGGCACGGAGUUCCUUUCAUCAAAUGCUGUUCCUUUUGUUCUCACUGCAAAACGUGGUAUCUUGUCAAGUAAAAUUGUUGAAUAUAGCUAAUAAAUCUAAUAUUUGUCUUCUGGAGAUUGUUGUAAGCUUAAUUUGCCUUAUUUCUAGACAUUGUUUGCUUGUUUGAAGUCAUUCCGUUAAGUAAAAUUGUCCCACUACAUCGGCAGGUUAUCUCUCUGGUUGUAAGAAAUGUGCCUGAAACCAGCACAACUAUCGCAAACUAUAGUUUUACUUGAUAAAAUUACCUAAAACAAGUAAAUAAUGUCUAGAAAUGUUACAUAAUCUUAUAAUAAGUGCCCAGCCAUCUCAGAAUGGGAAAUGUUACAUGUAUCGACUACAUUUAAGAUCAUUUCACUUGACAAGAUCCCGGUUUUCGUAGUGUUUUUGGUUGAUUGUGGCUGAAGCGUUCCAUUUUUACUAAAUCAGUCCAUAGCACUUGCAUCCCAAAUGCCUCUGGCUUACCUUAGUGUUGUUUUGCAGACUUCAGAUAUUGAUGUUUGUGAUAAGAUUGGUAAGGAUACCUUCUGACAACUCAUCCAUGUAGAUCCUGUUCGUGCAACACCAGCUAAACCUUCCCGCAAAUUCUUUGCUGCCAUAUGGGGGUUUUGCUUUGCAAUUUCGGGCCAGUGUACAAGCAGUUCUACCCAAGUUUUCCAGAUUUUGCCUCGACUUCCACAGCUGCUUUUAAUGGCUAUUUCUUAAUGGCAUUUUGGACAUUGAGAACUGCAAACUCUGUGCACUUUUAUAGCCUUUCCCUGCUUUGUCAGAUUAGUUUUCAGAUAAUUAGUCCUAGAGAAGCUCAUGGUUGUCGAGUGUAAGGACAAGGUUUGAAGAGCCAGAGAGUCUAUUACACUCAUCAGCUAAUACCUUGUCACCAGUGCUGAUGGAUGGAGGGUGUUAGUCUUGAAUAAAACCGUAGCAGAACAGCCA
Molecule: messenger RNA, 7423 nt
Organism: Pygocentrus nattereri (red-bellied piranha)
Lineage: Eukaryota; Metazoa; Chordata; Actinopteri; Characiformes; Serrasalmidae
Gene: cntnap5b
Product: contactin associated protein family member 5b
Exons: 24
Coding region: 65-3994 (1309 amino acids)
Source: RefSeq, a predicted model, not a curated record